Molecule: messenger RNA, 861 nt
Organism: Momordica charantia (bitter melon)
Lineage: Eukaryota; Viridiplantae; Streptophyta; Magnoliopsida; Cucurbitales; Cucurbitaceae
Source: RefSeq, a predicted model, not a curated record
AUGAACCAGUUUGGAGGAUUUACUAAUGAAGAUCCGUAUUCCCAUCUCAAAUCUUUUAUUAAAAUAGCUAAUGCAUUUCAACUACCUGGUGUCUCUGAAGAUGCACUAAGACUAAAAAUGUUUCCCUUUUCUCUGAGGGACGGUGCAUGGACUUGGMUAAACGUGCUAGAACAAAAUUUUAUCACCACGUGGGCAGAAUUGACGGACAAAUUCUUGGCAAAGUACCAUACUUUGACAAGGAACGCAGACCUUCAAGAAGACAUUGUGUCUUUUAGACAAAGGGAAAGUGAAGCAGUUCAAGAAGCUUGGGAGCGUUUCAAGGAGUUACUCAAAAGAUGCCAGAGCCACGGAUUGCCCACAUGUGUGCAGAUCGAUCAAUUUUAUAGAGGAUUGGAUCAUCCAAUGAGAAUGAUGUUCAGCACUGCAGCCAAUUGUUCUUUGUUAGAGAAGUCAGUUAAUGAGAUCAUUGAUAUUUUAAACAAGAUGAUAGACAUCAAUGAUCAAAUUGAAUUAGGAAGGUCAUUGCCAAAAAAGCAAGCAUCAGCAGGAAUUUUUGAACUAGACACAGUAACCUCAUUGCAGGCUCAAAUAUCAGCCAUGAGCCAGAUGUUGAAACAAUUGACAAUGAAGAAGGCGAAUAAACCUGCUACUUCAGUGAUAAUUCUUGAACCCUCUUCUAUUUUACAAAUUUCAGAUAUAUCUUGUGUUUAUUGUGUUGACAACCACUUGUAUGAGAAUUGUCAUGCUAAUCCAGCGUUUAUUUUCUAUGUAGGUCAAGGUGUCCAGCGGAACUUCAAUCCAUAUUCAAACACCUACAACCCUGGAUGGAGGGACCAUCCAAACUUCUCUUUGAGUAACUAA